This is a messenger RNA of Cherax quadricarinatus, 5605 nucleotides long. RefSeq names its product probable G-protein coupled receptor No18. Gene Ontology annotation, molecular function: G protein-coupled receptor activity. Lineage: Eukaryota; Metazoa; Arthropoda; Malacostraca; Decapoda; Parastacidae. Gene Ontology annotation, cellular component: membrane. The record is from RefSeq and is a predicted model, not a curated record. Gene Ontology annotation, biological process: G protein-coupled receptor signaling pathway.
AGGCCAAGCUAGUGCCCACACUGGACCCAUCGUGUGCGCCACGCCACUCCUGCCCCUGCUUACCUACCUCAUCUACCUACCUACCCACCUACCUACCUCACCUUCGUACCAACCUGAUCUACCACCUGUUACGUUUGCCUCAAACUACCUACCCUCUCUACUUACCUGUCUACCAAGUCCACCUAUCUACUACUCUACCUCUUCUCUACCUCCCUAUCCACCUUCCCAUCUACUACAUACAAGAUCUCUAACCUCUGACCUCUUAUAAUUACCCAUAUAUGCCCCUAAUUACCAGUGACAGUUCGUAAUAUUCUAAGUCAACAGACGAAAACAAUAUGAUUCCUUUGUGUCAACAACUAUGGUGACGUUAACCUAUCUGAAAAUGAGUGUCUGUGUGAGUGUGUUAUUACAAUGCGUGUAGCUGGGUGUUACUACACCUGUGUGUAGCUAGGUGUUACUACACCUGUGUGUACCUGGAUGUUACUGCACCUGUAUCUACCUGGGUGUUACUACACCUGUGUGUAGUUGGGUGUUACUACACCUGUGUGUAGCUAGGUGUUACUACACCUGUGUGUACCUGGAUGUUACUGCACCUGUAUCUACCUGGGUGUUACUACACCUGUGUGUAGCUGGGUGUUACUACACCUGUGUGUAGCUGGGUGUUACUACACCUGUGUGCAGCUAGGUGUUACUACACCUGUGUACUUGGGUGUUACUACACCUGUGUCUACCUGUUUUACUACACCUAUGUCUACCUGUGUUACUACACCUGCAUGUACCUGAGUGUUAUUACACCUGUGUGUCGUUGCCUGUUAUUACACCUGCAAGGACAGUCUACAGAUAAUCAACUGAGGACAUUAGAUUCGCACAGAAUCUUCAGCUCAGGUUGAACAUAAUUUAGCUCCCAGAAUACUGAGGCGUGGUGAUGGUAGCCGUGGGCGUGGAGAGUGUAGCAGCGUGGGCUGCGGGCGUGGCUAUAACACUGGCUCUGGCCAUUGUCUUCCUCGUCUCCAGCAUCCUCAACACUGUCUUCCUCAUUAUCUUCUUCAGGAGACCAGCUCUCCGCAGUAUCUCAAACAGGUUCAUCGUGAGCCUGACAGUGUGCAACCUGCUGGCGUCGUGGUUGUUGCUACCGCUGGUGGUGGCUGACACCUUCCUGCCGGUGUGGGAGUCUGCGUCGUUCUGCCGAGCCAUGGAUGCCGUGGCGGAAUUGGUGGCGUCAGCGUCAGUGUUCGCCACGCUGCUCAUCGCCGUAGACAGGUUCUGCGCCAUCACUGACCCCCUGCACUACCACAUGUUGGUCACGAGGCACAAGAGUCUCUCCAUGAUCUUCCUGGGGUGGCUACUGGCAGCUCUCAUCGCAGUUGCUGCCUCCCUCGGUGACCUCUCCGGCAGGAGCUGGAAGGUGUGUGGGCCGGCAGCAAUGACUACCACGACAGACGACCCGUGGACGUACCGGUCGUACUUCGUGGUGGCCAACAUGGUGGUGUCGUUCACGGUGCCCAUGAUGCUGCUGGUGUGGAUCUACAUCCGCAUCUACCACGCCGCCCACAAAAACAGCGAGAGAACCCGAAGGAACUCUCUGUGUGGCAUUACCCUUGAUGCUGUCACUGCCGCCAGAGGACCCUCCAGAACUCCGUCUACGAGGUCCACCUCAUCACAGAUCGUGACGAACCUCCGUCACCGCAUCAGCAACGCCUCGCUCUUCCUGCACAAGGAAGAGUCUCGGGCAGCCAAGAUCUCUGUGGUGGUAAUCGUGCUCUUCUUCGCCUGCUGGCUGCCAUACUACGCCGCCGCCCUCCUCCACACCGCACUCCUCCAGGUGUGGGUGCCGGGUGCAGCGCAGAGCUUGGUGCUGCUGCUGGCUCUCAGUAACUCUGCUGUGUCGCCCUACGUCUACCUCUACCGCUCCCGCAGGAUUCAGCGGGAGGUGCGCCGCCUGCUAGGUCUGCCCCUCAGCACCAAGACCAGCGGUGGUUCCUAUCGCCGCCGUCCUCACUCUGGCCUCCAGCUGCAGAUGAUCCCGCCCUCCCCCACCAUUCCCGACGCCAACUUUGACAGCGGGAUGAACCCCUACGUGGUCAUUCGUAGGGGCCAGUUGGCGCCACACCGCUCCCCCCUUGCAGCUAUACUAACUAAGCUUUUUCGUGCGAAGGGAUUCGCCUGGGAGUCCUGGAGGGACUCAUUUACCUCCAGCACUUCAUCGUCUACCGUCACAACGUCCACCUCGAGUGCUUCCACUUCCUCGGGCGCCACCACCGACGCCUCAAACACUGAGAGUGAGAGCAUGUUACCGCGCGUGGCUCUGGCGAAGACAGAGUCAUGACAGAGUGAGUUACCUGUGCAAGCCACUCUCCAUCCCCCACACCUCCUCCUCCUCCGGCACUCCGGAAGCAAAAGGUGCAAGCCUUCCCCUCCUUCCUUCCUACCCAGAAUCUCAGGUCACAAGUCAGACUCAGGGACUAGAAACUGCAGCUCCGCAUCACGCAGCAUCGACGGCACCCCUUCCGACACCAACUUCCUUUCAAGAAACAGAAAAUUCCGACCAAUCGACAUUCACAUCCGAGCAAACAUCCCUGACGCUCGACAAAAUAACUCCGGAUCCCGAACAGCAACCAAAACAAAGAGCACUAUCAUUCAACUAUCUAACUCCCUCAGCCACUCAGUCAACUCCCCCAGUCACUCAGUCAACUCCCUCAGCCACUCAGUCAACUCUCCCAACCACUCAAUCAACUCUACCAACCACUCAGUCAACUCCCCUAAACACUCAGUCAACUCCCCUAAACACUCAGUCAACUCCCCUAAACACUCAGUCAACUCCCGCAACAACUCAGUCAAUUCCUUCACCCGACCAACCAACUUCUUCACAAGACUGAGUGACUCAGCGACCAUCACGACGACUCCACCAGGAACCAUCCCGAAGAUUGCCGAAAAGAAUAUUCACCCCCGCACUAAUGAAGAUGCAGUGCAAAGGGAGGUGGUGGCUAGUUGGUUCAUCCCAGUCUUCAGGCCACAGUUCAAGCUCCUCUCCACUGCUGCCGUCGUCAGUAGCUGCUGAGGUGGAAGAAAGCGUCCCUCGCCUCUUCCUCUCACAUUCAGCUACCGAAGAAGGCACAUAUCUCUCCCUUAUCUGUUGAAGAGGUAUCGCUUAUCACUUUGUUUCGUUUAAAGCCUAUCGACUGAGCGAUUGUCAUCAAGGCAACAAACUAACUAGUCACUAAAACAAGGAUAUUUUCUUUCGUAAAAUAGGGAAGACAGUCAAUUCACUGUGCAUACACCAUGAGAUACAUUUCAUCACCUGAGUGUUUAAUUUUAAUUACCGGUUGACUGAAGACCUUAUUCUUUCCUUGAGCAAGGAGCAUUAAACAUGACCUGAUUCAGGACAGAACUGACGCGCCUUGCUGUUGAAGGUGGAAGAUCUCCCUUCAAAAUGCUGAGUGAGGGAUUUCCUCUGCCUUCAAGACUCCAGACUUCAAGACUUCCAGACUACGAAAAUUUGUACCUGUGCCAGUCCUAUACCUCAGCUGGAUUAGUUGAAACUGUUGGUGCUGCUUUCAAGUCAUACAUGUGUGUCGUGUUUAGUGUUCAAAAAACUGUUGGGUGCUGCCUCGCUGAAGGAACAGCAGUGACCUUGCCCGAAGUUUCUUUAAAAUGUCUACGAACUCAAAAAUUAUGUGCAUUAAGUCUGACAGUUUAUCCAGAAGCUCUCAUAAAUAGUUCAGAAACUCAAAACAAAUUAUAGAAAACUUUACAAAUUACCGCCAAAGUUAACCAGAUACUCGAAGAAUUUCCAGAAACUUAUGAGGAGCCCAGAAAACACUGUUUACAAACUUGCAGGUUAUGUGGUGGCUCUCAAUUUAAGUUUUAUAUGCAUUAAUUUAGUUAUUAAGCUUUUGUAUUUGAAGGCGAUUAAUAUGUGCCUUAUGACUCAGGAGGUGUGUCCAUCUCUUUUUCUCUCCCCUCUUAUUUUUUUUUUUAACUUCCCCCCCUUCCUCUUUUUCUCUGUUUGCCUUGACGUGGCAUCGGUAAAUGCUCAACGCUUUUGAAUGAUCUUAUUUAUAUGAAUUGAUGUGCUGCUGUGACGUGCACAGGGAGAAGUGUAGUGACUUCGAUGGUAACACUGUCUUAUCAAUUAUAAGGAAUGUAGCCAGUGUUCUGGCAUCACUGCUCCGGGCCUGCCGCGAGUGGCACAGUGGCCUUGAUGGCACCGCUCAUCUCUAAGCCAUCAUUGCCCACUCACCUCCACUGAUACCCAUUCACUACCACUGAUGCCCAAUAUCAUCAUCACUACUCUUCCCUGGUGGCUACAUGGAUGAUUCUUUUUGUAUCUUGUAAAUACUCCUAAUAUUUAGUGCCUUAAUGGUUGUUUUUGUAGUCAUGCAUAGCUGUAUAGUUUGUGUGUGUGUGUGUGUGUGUGUGUGUGUGUGUGUGUGUGUGUGUGUGUGUGUGUGUGUGUGUGUGUGUGUGUGUGUGUCUGUGUGUCUGUGUCUGUGUGUCUGUGUGUCUGUGUGUGUGUCUGUGUGUGUGUCUGUGUGUGUCUGUGUAUGUCUGUGUGUGUCUGUGUGUGUCUGUGUCUGUGUCUGUGAAACGUUCAAAACCUGCUGUUGGUUUUUAAAAUUCGACGAAUGUACAGUUGCAAAGCGUCAAAUUAUUUUCAGAUCAAUUAAAGUACUGAAGCUCCUCAUGAUUAUUGAGCUGAAUUUUACAUCUUAUAAAAGAAUUAACGAGUUUCGUAUUUGCAAGAAGAUCAAUGAAGUUGAAAUAUACACAGAUACAAAGAAAAACUUUUAUUCAGACACUGUACAAACAAAUCUGUUCAGCAGGCUUGUUGAAGUUCGACGUAGCUUCCACCGCUUGUAUGAUGUGAUAUGUGAGAGUCUCCCAGUGUAUCUCAGUUCUACAAAUCGACUUAAGUUUACUUUAAGUCGACUCUUGUGGUUUCUACCCUGUGGGGUCUGGGUAUUUUGAAUUUGUUUCUUCUCAAAUGGAAAACGGGAAAAAAUACCUUGCCUUGUCCUGCCUCAACACUGCCAUUGUUUUUAAGGAUAACCCCACGUGCCUUUGUUUACAAACAUGACGUCACGUGAUUUCAUCCAAGCAUGAACGUCACGUGACGUCACAAACAAAACAAGUUACCUGUCUUGAUUAGUCAUCGAUUGGCCGUGUGUGUAAUAUAUAUAUAUAUAUAUAUAUAUAUAUAUAUAUAUAUAUAUAUAUAUAUAUAUAUAUAUAUAUAUAUAUAUAUAUAUAUAUAUAUUACACAGACUUUUGCAUGAUUUAACUAGAUUUAGGGGUGUAUGUGUUAUAGAGUAUAUAUACCAAGAGAUGUACAUUUCUUAGUGUAUAUACAAUGAAAGUUUGCUUAAUCCCAAUUUCAGGGAUUGAAGCAUUCUUAUUAACGUUAGUGUGCAGGUGACUUGCGGCCAGAAUGACCCAGCUGCGGUCGAUAGGCCUCGAACCUGUUUGUGGGUACACGCAAAUACGUACAUGGUGUGCAGGUGUGUGCGUGUGGCUUAGGUGGCUCACUGAUGCUGCUGCUGAUGCUGCCCGCUGAUCUCUGUAUCUGAUCCCAAAGUUGUUACAGUAAUAAAUUUGUUGAUAAUAA